Orycteropus afer afer is the source of this 924-nucleotide messenger RNA. Lineage: Eukaryota; Metazoa; Chordata; Mammalia; Tubulidentata; Orycteropodidae. The record is from RefSeq and is a predicted model, not a curated record.
AUGUCAGUGCAGAUUGAAGAGAAUAGAGAGUCCUAUCGACAGCUACUCAAUGCCAUUUAUUCCAGUGCAGACUUCACUUUCUUUACACUUCCAAUUGAUGGCAAAAUAUUUAUGGACAAGCUUCAUAAAUUCGUUCUGGACUUUUGUGGGCUCGCUAGCUCAGCAGUGGCCGUAGGGCAGGGCCGUCACCGCUUUUCCUCUAGACAGUCCUGGGUCAUUCCUCCGGACGCGUCCAGCAGCGCCACGUGCCGUGAGCGCGCCGCGCCCCCGAGGCGGUCACGCGGGGAGAGGGCGCCGCUGUGCGCCGCACACCUCCAAGGAGAGAGGAAGGGUGCAAGGACGCCCCACUGUGUCCGCGGGUCUAAUUCCGGACUAGGCUGGCGAGGGAGGGCUUGUCUCUCCGCGAGCGACGUCCGCCUCCCAGGCAGCAGAGUCGGGACAGCCCGAGUGCCCCCGCGGAGCGCGGCUUUGCAGCUCGGGAAAAAUCCAGAGGCCCUGUGCAGGGCGGGAACUGGCGUCUGGGGACAACCCACCCCACAGGCCCGGCCGACGUGCCGGUGGGGUGGAGGCACCCAGAACUCCCAGGAUGAGAGUGAAGCCGGCGCACGCCCCACCUUGGUGCGCGGCCCCGGCCUGCGCCGGUGGAGGACAGGCCUCCGCGGCACCAUUCGAGCCCCACCUUGUGCGGCGUGCCGCUCGGACGAACUCUUGCCCCCUCUCCGGGAACUAAGACAGCCAGAAUUCAAGCAAAAUGUUGUCCUGGCAUCCAAGGAUUUGACCACUGAAGUUUAUUUCCCUUCAGUCAAAUUCAGGUCACAUCUUCCUGUAGUUUUCUUAUAUAAAAAUUACAACUUCACAGAUUCUAACUUUCCCCAGCGCACGGGAUACAGCCACGUUCUACUCAUGUUCAUAGGUCGUGACUAA